AUGGGGAGAUCAUCUCCUCAAGGGCUCACCACCCAGGAUUUCCACCAUCCGUCUUUUGUCAAUCCUCGGGAUGUUUUUCCAUCAAGAUCGAGACUGGCCGCUCGAGCCCAGGGGUUGAGAACGCCAGUAAAGAAUGGCACAUUGUCCAGGAGUCCGUCCAGGUUUCCUCUAGACUCUCAUAAGUUUGUCUGCUGCAAGGCCGAGGGCGACCAUGAUGAUGACGAUGACGGUCCUCUGUUUCACCCACCCAAUGUCCUGGAUUGCUGUGUUGACUUGGACAGCCAUGGAAACCAACCUGAUUGUUGCGACGAGGUUCGCCAUAAUUCCCCGAGCGCCAUGGAGUGCGAAGAUUGCGUGGACGAUUGUGAAGACUGCGAAGAGGAGCACCAAAUAUUCAACCACCAAAAGAUGUCUGCCACGAUAGGGGGCUUCCUCGACGACUGUGAUGAAUGCCACCAAGAACACGAUAAAAAUUGCACUCGAGCCGACUGCGAUUUCUCUUGUUUCGAUUGCAUUGAUUGGAAUGAAUUUGAACGCGAUAAGUCUCUUGGUCUUGCUUACUCGGUGCCUCUCCUGGGUGACAAUAGCUUUACCAUCCCUCACCAACCACUCGACGAGAUGGAUAUGUUGAAUCUUCCAACCUCAGAAUUUCCCGACGCGCAAGCUGAAGUUAUGGCCCCUCCUCUCGAUAUUCCCAUGCAUCACCAGUGUCUCGGAACCACUGUGCCUUAUUGGAUUGGGAUCCCGGAUACUCAAAUCUGCACUGGCAGUCCAGUUGUUGGCCUACAAACCCAACAAUUCCCUCUCCCUCCUUUCGGUCUCGAAUACGGUUGUCAUCCAGCUACUGCUCAUCAGCAGGUACUGCUGCCGUCCUUUGUCCCACCGACAUCGUCAGCCUACCCCCCCACUCCGGUGGACUCGACACAUAUCCCCUCCCCACCAAGACCAACUUCAGCGCCGGAAGGACCGCUCAACGAUACUAAAGCCCUUUUGUCAGCCGUCUCUGCUCCCUCCACCUCCCGUUCCUGCCAAUGGAUAAUGCCAUGUGGCACAGUCUGCGGCGCCAGCUUUGCCUCAGCAACAGACCUGAAGAAGCACCUGAAAACCGUUCAUCUGAUCAAAGGCGUGGUCAAAUGUGGCUGGCAAGGCUGUGAGAGUGCAAGCUUCGCAUCCGAAGCCGCCUUGACCGGGCACAUAUCCAAGAAACACCUCGCACCUCUGAUAUCCACGAACUCGAACUCCACCACCACAGUAAUCGGCCCUGAUGGCAUCAAAACGGAACAACCCUGUGGUGGUGAUGAGGGCACUUUCAAAUGCACAUUCCCCGGCUGCACGAAAUCGUUCAUGUAUAAACAAGUGCGCGACGAGCAUAUUGCAUCCAGCCAUAAUGGCAACAAGAUGUAUUGCCACAUUUGUGGACAGUUCCUCAACGGUGAGGGCUCGAACUUCAAGCGCCAUAUGGCCACCCACAGACCUAAGCACCAGCACAUGCUGUGCAAGUUUCAUGGCCUAGGCUGUAAACGUCGGUUUCCCAGGUUGGACAAUCUAAGGAGACACGAAGCAGGCUGCAAGUUUGGCAAGAAGGCUGCACUGCUAAAUAGUACCGGUGGUGUCGCGGCCGCUAAGGAUGGCCAUCAUCACCAUCAUCAUGCACACGUCCAU
Exophiala aquamarina CBS 119918 is the source of this 1662-nucleotide messenger RNA. RefSeq lists its product as uncharacterized. The annotation marks the transcript as partial. Gene Ontology annotation, molecular function: transcription coregulator activity. Gene Ontology annotation, cellular component: nucleus. The record is from RefSeq and is a predicted model, not a curated record. The transcript has a single exon. Lineage: Eukaryota; Fungi; Ascomycota; Eurotiomycetes; Chaetothyriales; Herpotrichiellaceae. Gene Ontology annotation, biological process: regulation of transcription by RNA polymerase II.